Messenger RNA from Erigeron canadensis, 787 nucleotides. Its product is annotated as RING-H2 finger protein ATL58-like. Bases 86 to 676 code for a protein of 196 amino acids. The transcript has 3 exons. NCBI's taxonomy places the organism in Eukaryota, Viridiplantae, Streptophyta, Magnoliopsida, Asterales, Asteraceae. The record is from RefSeq and is a predicted model, not a curated record.
ACCUUCUAAAAUCUGAAAAUGCAACCAUUCAUCAACUAAGAAAUGCUUCCAAAUUUCACCAAAAAAAAAAUCAAACAACUUUCCAAUGUCUUGUACAACAACAUCAACAAUCAAUCCAGAAACCAACACAACAAAUUGUUGGAAUUGGAAAAAAGCAUUAUCAGCUCAAGUUAAGCUCUUUAGAGGUUUUGCCUUUGCUUUCACUCUUGUUUUCACUUUACUCCUUUUACUCUCCUUUUAUCUCUUCUAUCUUCGCCUCCGCCGUCUCCGCCGUACGCCGCCGUGGCCGGUAUCUUCUCCCGCUUCCAACGCUAUAUCCAAUGUUGAGUUAGGGGUGAAGAAAGAACUGAGGGAAAUGCUGCCCGUUAUUGUGUUUAAGGAGAGCUUUUCUGUUACCGAUACAUUAUGUUCGGUAUGUCUUGGGGACUACCAGGCAGAGGAUAGGCUGCAACAGAUACCAGCUUGCAAGCAUGCAUUUCAUGUGGAAUGCAUUGAUAGCUGGCUUUCGACUCACACUACAUGCCCUCUUUGCCGUCUCUCUCUUCUUGCUUCUUCUCCAACUGAACCAAAAGCAAUAACCGAGGCUACAUCUACCAAUGCAGAAAAUAGUACGGGUACAUCUCUGCGGAUUGAAAAUUGUGGCCCGUCUUCAAUAGAUUCCGAGGUUAUCCGAUAGUUGUAUGGCAAGAACUCUCAGAUUAUUUGGACAUGGAGUAACAACCUUUGGUUAAAGUGUAGUUAGUUUAUUGGACUAGCAUUAUAAAGUUGAAGUAAAGCUUUAUCACCA